AGACCGAACCUUUGUCCCCAUGGCUGCAUUUCCUGAUUACCAUCCUCCAUCCCAUUGUCUCUCUGAGUUCCAAUUCUAACACCUGAUUCCUAGCUCCUACCAGAGUUCUGGUUCCGGAAGGCCCUCGCCGGUAGGCCGGGGGCCUGGCUCCCACCUGGCACAAGGCAGGGCUGAAGACAUGGGCAGGAGCCUCCCCGCUUGCCUGCAGCAGCUGAACUUCCGAAAAAGUCUAGUGGGCCUGGCCACGGGUGCUGGAGCCCUGUACCUGCUCUACAAGGCCAUCAAGGCUGGUAUAAAAUGUCAACCGCCCCUCUGCACCAACUCACCCAUCUGCAUCGCCCGUGAGUGUCUGCCCUCUGGGGAGAGGGCUCUGCCCCAGGAGCCACCUGCUUCUGAGGCCUCCCCUGGGGGAAAGCCCACAGGCCUGGCGAUCGAGCGAGAGCGCCAUGGGCGGGACUCGGGUGAGCUCCGGAGACUCCUCAACUGUUUGGAGUGUAAGCAGGACGACUACGCCAAGAGCAUGAUUCUGCACAGCAUCACCCGCUGCGUGUACUUGCUUGAGGCUGAGGCCUCUGCUUGUACGACGGAUGACAUCAUGUUGGUGGGUGACAUGCUGGACGAAAAGGACAACAAUGUCAAGAUCCAGGCUCUGAAUGCACUUAAAGCUUUCUCGGGCAUCAGGAAAUUCAGGCUCAAAAUUCAGGAACAUUCCAUCAAGGUGCUGGAGCUGAUCUCUACCAUCUGGGACACGGAUCUGCACGUCGCAGGCCUCCGGCUCCUCAACAACCUUCCGCUGCCUGACUAUGUGCAUCCUCAGCUGCGGCGGGUGAUGCCCGCACUGAUGGAGAUCAUGCAGUCGGACUACAUCGUGGCUCAGGUGCAAGCCCUGCGGCUACUGAGUUACCUAGCGCAGAAGAAUGACCUUCUCUAUGACAUUCUCAACUGCCAGGUACACUGCAAUUUCCUGAACAUGUUCCAGUCCACACAACCACCAAGUCUGCUUUUCGAGAUACUGGUGUUUGCAGAGCGGCUGAGUGAAGGCCAGAAUAUACCCCACUAUCGAGCUGUGAAAUGGCAUUACAACGAACAGUCCCUACACGAAGCCUUGUUUGGGGAUGAGUCCCGAUUGGCAGACCGGCUGCUUGCGCUGGUCAUCCACCCUGAAGAGGAGGUUCAGAUCCAGGCCUGCAAGGUCAUUGUCAGCCUUCAGUGUCCCCAGGACUUGGUAUCCCGGCGCUCCUCUUGCCAACCUAGCCAUUCCUACUUUAGAACUGGGGAAUAGAAUUAAAAGAGAAACCAAUAAAUGAGUAUGGGAUAGAUGCUCAAGACCUCUUGAAGCUACAGUCUGUGGCCUUUCAGGGCUGGGUAGAGAUGUCAUGCAAGCUGGCUUCUGACUCCCUUUUGUUCUUGCUGUUUUUCGAUCUGUAAUGUAGACCCCAUGUUUUCAGGGAGUUGGGAGAAGGCAGGUGCUGUGAAUUAAGUGUUGGAGUUUGGUCUGUAGGGUGUCCAAUCAGAAGGUGGAUCUUAGGAGACACUGUGGAGCUCUGAGAGGCGGGACUUAGUGGGAGGGCCUCAGGUCAUUGGAGGAGUAUCCUUAGAAAGAACCACAGGAUCCCAGUUCUGCUUGUCGAGGUGAUGCUUUGUCACACUGGAGCUCCUGCCAUGAUGGGGCGUCAUCCACUUUAGGCCCUCAUCAGUUGUCGAACUAAUGGUGUUUGCCUCAUGUCGGACUUUAAACAUCCAAAACUGUGCCGUUAAUAAACCUCUUUUCUUCAUAA
Messenger RNA from Dipodomys spectabilis (banner-tailed kangaroo rat), 1778 nucleotides. RefSeq names its product armadillo repeat containing 12 (gene Armc12). The record is from RefSeq and is a predicted model, not a curated record. NCBI's taxonomy places the organism in Eukaryota, Metazoa, Chordata, Mammalia, Rodentia, Heteromyidae. Gene Ontology annotation, cellular component: nucleus. The coding region runs from base 179 to 1282 and encodes 367 amino acids. The transcript is spliced from 6 exons.